AGCGGACCGAGUCCAAUACAGACAAACGCAAAAGAUCCCCUUCCUUCAUAAGCCUACAAACAAUCGGAUUGUGUCACCGAUACACAGUUUCUGAGGGAGGGAGCUAAGACUUCCCUUUUGCAACCUCCGUGAGACUCUGAACCAAAUUUUGAAGCUGAGGGCUUCGAGAAUUGAGGGAAAUCGAGCACAAGAGAGACGUUUGAAGGAGCUUUUGUUUUUUACACAAGAAUGGGUGAUCACAUGGUUUUGUGUGUGGACCGCCUCAAUAAGCCUGAAAGCUUGCAGUCGCUUCCUGCAACUACUGCUCCAGGGUCUUCUUUAGAAUCUUCAUCUUCUCAAAAUUCAGAGCCACCUGUUUGUGCUAUUUCUGUUGAAGAUGUGGAUGAACAUGAUGGAUCUGAAGAAGACCCCCUUAUUCAGUCAGUUGAAUGUCGAAUAUGUCAGGAAGAGGAUAGUAUUAAGAAUUUGGAGAUUCCUUGUGCUUGCAGUGGCAGCUUGAAGUAUGCUCACAGGAAAUGUGUCCAGCGAUGGUGCAAUGAGAAGGGAGAUAUAAAUUGUGAAAUUUGUCAUCAGAAUUAUCAGCCUGGUUAUACCUUGCCUGUACCACCCCCUCGCUCGGAAGAUACUACCAUUGAUAUGAGUGAAGGUUGGCCAGUCUCUGAAAAUGCUUUAGAUUUGCAUGAUCCACGACUUUUGGCUAUGGCAGCAGCAGAACGCCACUUUCUUGAGGCAGAAUACGAUGAAUAUGCAGAUGCCAGUGCAAAUGGAACGGCGUUUUGCCGAUCUGCUGCUCUGAUUUUAUUGGCUCUUUUACUGUUGAGGCACGCUCUGUACCUUACAAAUGGUGAUGGAGAAGAUGAUGCUUACACUUUUUUCUCGCUUUUAUUGCUACGAGCUGUCGGGUUUCUUCUUCCCUGCUACAUUAUGGCAUGGGCUAUCAGCAUACUACAGCGUCGAAGACAAAGACAGGAAGCUGCAGCGCUUGCAGCAACUGAAGUUGCAUUUAUGCUGCAGGCAGCACAAGGUCAGAGCCUCCAGUUUACCAUUGCUCCAGGGCCUGUAGUGACGCCUCAUCAAGAGCCACUCCAAUAACGAUGUUUCUUUAUGGAGUGCUGACAGGCAUUAUAAAUAUUAACUUCAACCUAAAUUUAUUCUACUGUAUUCCACCCUUUUUCCCCUUCUUUCUUUCUCUUUAAAAAAUUAUCAGUAAACUGUAAUUUUCCAUCUUCCCCUUGGCAUCCUCUGCAAGUUUUUUUUUCCUUCGUACUGCUUUAAAUCUACAUCUCUUGCGUUCUGGUUAUCACGGAAUCCGUGAUGGUUAAUUCAGAG
Molecule: messenger RNA, 1329 nt
Organism: Cucurbita moschata (crookneck pumpkin)
Lineage: Eukaryota; Viridiplantae; Streptophyta; Magnoliopsida; Cucurbitales; Cucurbitaceae
Exons: 9
Coding region: 229-1092 (287 amino acids)
Biological process (GO): protein ubiquitination
Cellular component (GO): membrane
Molecular function (GO): ubiquitin-protein transferase activity; zinc ion binding
Source: RefSeq, a predicted model, not a curated record